This is a messenger RNA of Trichosporon asahii var. asahii CBS 2479, 753 nucleotides long. RefSeq lists its product as uncharacterized. Lineage: Eukaryota; Fungi; Basidiomycota; Tremellomycetes; Trichosporonales; Trichosporonaceae. Bases 1 to 753 code for a protein of 250 amino acids. Gene Ontology annotation, cellular component: membrane. Gene Ontology annotation, molecular function: myo-inositol:proton symporter activity. Gene Ontology annotation, biological process: transmembrane transport. The transcript has 4 exons. The record is from RefSeq and is a predicted model, not a curated record.
AUGCCGACCUCCGAACCAAUACCCAGCGACUCCGACCCAAUCCUUCCUCCAGAGGAUGACACCGACGACCUCAUCGUGCCCGGCGAGAACGACGGCACGCUCGUCGCGAUCCGCUCAGACCUAGGCCAUGCGCUGUCCAUCUCCGAGAAGUCGGUCAUCACCGCCGCAACGACGCUGGGCGCCCUCAUCGGUGCCCUGUGCGCGCCGAUCGCGGACCGGGGAAGGAAGAAGGCACUCGCUAUCGCGAAUGUCCUCUUCAUCGCCGGCGCCCUGAUGCAGGCAGUCGCGGGUACCGUUGGGCUCAUGGUCGCUGGCCGUGUUGUUGUUGGUCUCGGCGUCGGACUUGCCAGCGCAACGGCUCCCCUGUACAUCGGCGAACUGGCCCCGAGGGCUCUGCGAGGAAGACUCGUCACCGUCAAUGUGCUCACCUGCACUGGCGGCCAGGUUGUGGCAUACGGUAUCGGGGCGAUGCUCCAAAACCACAAGGGCGGAUGGCGAUGGAUGGUAGGGCUCGGCGCCCUGCCUGCGAUCGUGCAGAUUCUGUGGCUCAAGUUCCUGCCUGAGAGUCCACAACGACCUCGCACAGGCGACUUCGAUUCUGCGACAGAUCUAUCCACGCGCCACGCCCGACCAAGUGGCGAGGAAGACCGCCCUGCUCGCAUCAUCUUUGAGGGCGACAUCGCAAGGAGCCUUGACGCUGUCCGAGAGACUGGCAGCAUUGCUCCUGGGAUCAAACCUGCGACCGCUCAGUGA